AUGGUGGAGAUGCUGCCAACUGCCGUUCUGCUGGUCUUGGCAGUAUCUGUGGUCGCCAAAGAUAACAGCACGUGUGAUGGGCCCUGUGGGCUACAGUUCCGGCAGAACCCACAAGGGGGUGUGCGCAUCGUCGGAGGGCAGGCAGCGCCCAGCGGGGCCUGGCCCUGGAUGGUCAGCAUCCAAUUCUUCACCGUCCACAACAGCCGGCGGUACCACUCAUGUGGGGGCACGCUACUGAACUCCCACUGGGUGCUGUCAGCCGCACACUGCUUCAGUAGCAAGAAUAAAGUGUACCAGUGGCGACUGGUGUUUGGAGCAAAGGAAGUGAUCUUUGGGCACAACAUGCCUCUGAAGCCGCCUGUGCAGGAGAGGUUUGUGGAGAAGAUCAUCAUCCACGAGAAGUACAACUCAGAGCAGGAGCGGAACGACAUUGCCCUCAUUAAGGUCACCCCUCCUGUCCCCUGCGGCUCCUUCAUCAGGCCAGCCUGCCUGCCCCGCUUCAAAGCAGGGCCCCCCACUGUCCCCCAGACCUGCUGGGUGGCAGGUUGGGGAUUUGUACGAGAGAAAGCCUCCAGGCCAUCGCCUAUCCUGCGGGAAGCCCGUGUGAACCUCAUUGACCUCGAUUUAUGUAACUCGACUGAGUGGUACAAUGGGCACAUUCACUCAACCCAUGUGUGCGCGGGGUAUCCUGAAGGCAACGUUGACACUUGCCAGGGGGACAGUGGCGGGCCACUCAUGUGCAAAGACAGCGUGGAAAACGUCUUCGUGGUCGUGGGAAUCACGAGCUGGGGGGUAGGCUGCGCCCGCGCCAAGCGUCCUGGUGUCUACACGUCUACCUGGUCAUACUUGGACUGGAUUGCCUCCAAGAUUGGUUCUAAUGUCUUGCACACCAUUCAACCUGGCACCCCACCCCCUCCUAGCACCCAACCGGCCCCUGCUCGGCUCCCCAGUGUCCAGCCUGUUUCUGCUCGCCCUCCUUGGUAUUACCAACGCCCUCCUCGACCUCUCCCUGCAAAUCCACCGCGACCCCAACAUCUGCCAGCAAUCCAGCCCCUACCUCCAGCUCCACCCCCGCCUCCACCUCCACCCCCCCCUCCUCCACCUCCACCACCACCUCCACCACCCCCACCUCCACCUCCACCUCCACCCCCUACUAGACCUCCCCAAGCACUUUCUUUUGCCAAGCGCCUCCAGUUCCUCAUAGAGACCUUAAAGAGUAAGAGCUAUUAUGACGUAGAACAAACAGACAUCUCUGAACCAACCUCCUCCUCCAAGUGA
This is a messenger RNA of Orycteropus afer afer, 1278 nucleotides long. It is a transcript of the gene ACR, whose product is annotated as acrosin. Bases 1 to 1278 code for a protein of 425 amino acids. The transcript is spliced from 5 exons. Gene Ontology annotation, biological process: acrosome reaction; proteolysis. NCBI's taxonomy places the organism in Eukaryota, Metazoa, Chordata, Mammalia, Tubulidentata, Orycteropodidae. Gene Ontology annotation, molecular function: serine-type endopeptidase activity. The record is from RefSeq and is a predicted model, not a curated record. Gene Ontology annotation, cellular component: acrosomal vesicle.